AGUCUGCCGGUAGCCAUGGACUCGAGCUCUUCAUCCGCCUCCUCCUCAUCGACGUCCUCCUCCCGUGAGCACAACACGGCAGGGUGGGCGGCGCUGGCGAAGCGGCCCGCGGGGCGCACCAAGUUCAGGGAGACGCGGCACCCGGUGUACCGCGGCGUGCGGCGCCGGGGCAGCAACGGCCGGUGGGUCUGCGAGGUGCGCGUCCCCGGCAAACGCGGCGCGCGGCUCUGGUUCGGGACGUACGUCACCGCCGAAGCCGCCGCGCGCGCGAAUCACGCCGCCAUGCUCGCCCUCGGCGGCCGCUCCGCCACCGCGUGCCUCAACUUCGCCGACUCUGCCUGGCUGCUCUCCGUGCCGUCCGCGCUCUCCGAUCUCCGCGACGUUCGCCGCGCCGCCGUCGAGGCCGUCGCAGACUUCCAGCGCCGGCAGGCCGUCAGCGCCCCCCACGGCACAGCCGCUGCGGAGGAGCCCUCGUGUAGCGAUUCUUCAGCCUCGUCGUCGGCUGACAGUACCGGUUCAUGGGAGACGUCGGGAUCGUACGCCGAUGCAGUCGUCGAGGUGCCGGUAACAAUGGACAGCGAUAUGUUCAGGUUUGACGUGUUCGCGGAAAUGGACUUGGGCACGUACUACAUGAGCCUCGCGGAGGCCCUGCUCAUGGACCCGCCGCCGCCGGCCACCACCACCGGCGCGUACUGGGACAACGCAGACUGCUUUGACGGCGGAGCUGAUGUGGCUCUGUGGAGCUACUAGCUAGGCAGGCAGCUGCUUAGCUCGAUAAUCCCCAGCACCAAC
This is a messenger RNA of Lolium rigidum, 792 nucleotides long. RefSeq names its product dehydration-responsive element-binding protein 1H-like. The coding region runs from base 16 to 750 and encodes 244 amino acids. Gene Ontology annotation, biological process: regulation of DNA-templated transcription. The transcript has a single exon. NCBI's taxonomy places the organism in Eukaryota, Viridiplantae, Streptophyta, Magnoliopsida, Poales, Poaceae. Gene Ontology annotation, molecular function: DNA-binding transcription factor activity; DNA binding. The record is from RefSeq and is a predicted model, not a curated record.